Meloidogyne enterolobii is the source of this 777-nucleotide messenger RNA. The record is from the annotation of a GenBank genome assembly. NCBI's taxonomy places the organism in Eukaryota, Metazoa, Nematoda, Chromadorea, Rhabditida, Meloidogynidae.
UAUUACCUUUAUUAUAGACAAAUUUAGACCGUUCAUUCCUUUAGAGAGCAAAUGAGGCAAGUAAGCAAGGAAUGAAUGACUUGACUGAUAUGGGAGGAAAGGGAUUCGUUUGGAUGUGUGGAAAGCGACGGGUAGGAGGAGGGGGAAGAACUGUGUGUGUGUUGGUGAAGGUGAAUGGGGGCGAUAGGUGUAUAUAUGAAGGAGAUGGAAGUCGUGGACGAGGAGGGGUAGGAGGAAAAAGACGAGAUUGAAUUGGGGAGGAAGACCCCCCGAUUUUUGCCUAUGAGUUGGGGGACAUUGCUGAUGCAUUGGAAUGUAGUAUGUAUUUUCGUAAAGGGGGUUAUAUAGUGAAAAAGACAGUCCUUUUGCCUUCCUUUCCUCUUCCAAUUUCCUUCUUUUUCAUCCUCUCGUUCGCUAAUUCCAUUCGAAUACAAUGAUAAUACGUAGUUCGAUACCACUUGGUGAUGGACGGACCACUAAUGCUAUGGUGAUUGACUAAAACAUUGAAAGGAAAAGAAUAGAUAUUAGAGGAGGAAGUGGUCGUCGAGGUUUGCCCUUUAUACUAAACGAACUGUUUAGAAGGAAAAAUGGGGGGGGGGGGGUAGAUAGGAAGGGUAUACUAGUGUCCGUAGCAUUGACCAAAUUUCAGCGAAGAGAAAUAUGUAGAGAUGAAAACCCAAAAUAUUAUACAUAAAACUCCCAAAAUACUUCCGCUCAAUGAGAGCAAAACUUUCCUUUCAUUCUUCAAUACUCUAGAUAUUAAUUCGCAAUCUCUCC